Cynoglossus semilaevis (tongue sole) is the source of this 1539-nucleotide messenger RNA. RefSeq names its product tetraspanin-3. Bases 116 to 883 code for a protein of 255 amino acids. Gene Ontology annotation, cellular component: plasma membrane. The record is from RefSeq and is a predicted model, not a curated record. The transcript has 7 exons. NCBI's taxonomy places the organism in Eukaryota, Metazoa, Chordata, Actinopteri, Pleuronectiformes, Cynoglossidae.
ACUGUUUAGUCAGUGGAAUAUGGCGUGUGUUUGCAGGAGGUGACUGUACGGACAUGUCUGAGUAGCAAAGCAGUGGCGUUUUCCAACACGUAAGCGUCGAAGUUCCGGGUUCAAGAUGGGAAAGUGCGGCGUUAUGUCCUCCAAGACAGUCUUGGUCUUUCUCAACCUCAUUUUCUGGGCUGCUGCUGGUAUCCUGUGCUACGUGGGAGCAUACGUCUUCAUUACAUAUGAUGACUACGACCAUUUCUUUGAAGAUGUGUACACGUUCAUCCCAGCGAUGGUCAUCAUUGCAGUUGGAGCACUCCUCUUCAUUAUUGGGUUGAUUGGCUGCUGUGCUACAGUGAGAGAGAGCCGCUGUGGACUUGCAACAUUUGUGAUUAUUCUCCUGCUGGUGUUGGUGACUGAAGUGGCGGUGGUUGUGCUUGGAUAUAUUUACAGAGCAAAGGUUGAAACUGAAGUUAAUAACUCCAUCAGUAAGGUCUUCAAUGAGUACAAUGGCACCAACAGCAAUGCCCAGAGUCGUGCCAUCGACUACAUACAGAGACAGCUUCAGUGCUGUGGCAUCCAUAAUUACUCAGAUUGGCAUGAUACACGCUGGUUUAAAGAGUCCAAAGACAACAGUGUUCCUAUGAGCUGCUGCAACUCUACAGCUACAACUAGAAGCUGCUCCGGGUCCCUGGCAAAUCCUGAAGAUCUGUACCAAGAAGGCUGUGAGGCUCUGAUUGUCAAGAAGCUAAAGGAGAUCAUGAUGUACAUCAUCUUCACUGCACUGUUGUUUGCUGUCGUCCAGAUGCUGGGGAUGCUGUGUGGGUGUAUCGUGUUGUGCCGCAGAGGGAGAGAUCCUCCCUAUGAACUUCUCAUUUCAGGGGCCACUCAGGCAUAAAGAGGAACUUGUUUAUCUUGUUCUAACAACUUCUGUCUUCAGUGAGGGCAUAAUUAAAAAAAUCACCACCUAAAUAACCUGGCCAACCACACUGAUGCUAUUUUGCAAACACCAAAAAAAGUAUACGCUCGAAGUCUCACAGUGACCUGUGAGAAUGACAAGUGAGGUUUGGACACGAUAACAGACAGGGUAAUUUCUUCAUGGUGGUUUCCAAGUGUUGGGCUUCAAAGAAAAAGAAAUCAAUUUAAACUUCUAGCGAACUUGAACGUAUUGGUGGAGAAUUUCAGCCUGUAUCUCCUCUUAUCUAUUCUACAACAUAGUCUCAGUGUUCUUUGGUAUGAUUUUGAUUUAAAAGCUUUUACCAUAACUAAAAGUAUCAAGAGAAUGUUUUUUAGCCAAAGAGCAUCUUUAAAAAAACUCCUGAUUAGAUUCUAGGAAGCACUCCAAUUAAAUAUAAAGAGAUCUACACCAGCAGGUGUAGGAGUAUCACUACAGUUGAUGUCAAUGUGAACUUUAUAAAAGAAAUUACUCACAGAAAAUCAUUUAAUUUAAGAACUGUAUCUUAAGGAUGUUUCCUAUGGGUGGAUGUGUUUAUGAUUUUAUUUGAUCUAUAAUGUAAGAGUGUAUUAUGUAAAUAAAAUAAAAGGUGAAGGUUU